GCCCUUCCUCGCGAUGGCCUCGAGCUCAACUGCGACCGCGGCAACAACGCGCCCCUCGCCGCGCGGCCGCAUCUUCCUGCGCGCCGAUGUCGAGAAGCACAACAAGGCCGGCGACUGCUGGGUCAUCUGUAACGACCGCAUCUACGACGUGUCGCAAUUCGUCGACGACCACCCGGGCGGCGACGAUCUCGUCCUCGAGUGGGCGGGCAAAGACGUGACGGCCGUCAUGCAGGACCCGGUCGAGCACUCGCACAGCGACAGCGCGUUCCAGCUCCUCGACGAGUCGUACUACGUCGGGCGUGUCGGCGCCGAGGAGUCGAUCACGGACCCGAGCUUCGAGUUCAAGGACGGCUGGCACCCGGAGGACACGGACAACGGCAAGGACUGGGAGAAGAACCAGUUCCUCGACCUCGACAAGCCGUUGAUCAUGCAGGUGUGGAGGGCCAACUUCUCCAAGGCGUUCUACCUCCAGCAGGUCCACCAGCCUCGUCACCUCCCUCGCCCGGCGCGCCUCUUCGGCCCGGCCUACCUCGAGGUCUUUACGAUGACCUCGUGGUACGUCGUGCCGCUCAUCUGGCUCCCCAUCACGGCCUGGAUCCUGCGCUGCUCGAUCGUGCAGCAGUUUGCCCUCGGCGUCUCGGUCCCGCAGACGAUCGCUCGCACCGGCGCCUGCUUCCUCUUCGGCAACUUUGUCUGGACGCUCCUCGAGUACGGCAUGCACCGGUUCCUGUUCCACAUCGACGAGCACCUGCCGGACCACCCGGCGGCGCUCACGCUGCACUUCCUCCUGCACGGCAUCCACCACUACAUCCCCAUGGACCGCCUGCGCCUCGUCAUGCCCCCGACCCUGUUCGCCCUCCUCCAGUACCCGUUCACCCAGCUCGCGCACGCCCUGUUCCCCAACUGGAUGGCCAACGGCAUCAUCGCCGGCUCGUUCGCCUUCUACGUCGCUUACGACGUCAUGCACUAUGCGCUGCACCACACCAAGCUGCCCGAGUACAUCAAGCGGCAAAAGUCGUGGCACAUGGAGCACCACUACAAGGAGCCCGAGCUUGGUUUCGGCGUCACGUCGCCCGUGUGGGACCGCGUCUUCGGCACGACGUUCGCGACGCCGGGCAGGGCGCAGCCGGUCGGCGGUGCGCCGCUCGUCGUCGACGGCGAGAAGCUCGGCGCGGGCAAGGUGCAGUAGCCUGAGCGCGCGAGCUCGCGCCCCCUCGUUUUCCCUCGUACACUAUCUCGCAUCACACCCUUUGUCACUCACUGCCUAAUGGACCCUGCAUCACC
This is a messenger RNA of Rhodotorula graminis WP1, 1284 nucleotides long. RefSeq lists its product as uncharacterized. Lineage: Eukaryota; Fungi; Basidiomycota; Microbotryomycetes; Sporidiobolales; Sporidiobolaceae. The transcript has 7 exons. Bases 14 to 1189 code for a protein of 391 amino acids. The record is from RefSeq and is a predicted model, not a curated record. Gene Ontology annotation, cellular component: membrane; endoplasmic reticulum. Gene Ontology annotation, biological process: lipid biosynthetic process; fatty acid metabolic process. Gene Ontology annotation, molecular function: iron ion binding; fatty acid 2-hydroxylase activity; heme binding.